AAGCGGGAAGACUGGUGGCGAGGCGGGAGACAGCUGGGCGAGAUGGCUCUGCAGCUGGGGCCAGACGAGCUACUGCACGUAUUUUCCUUCCUGGAGGCCCGAGACCUGCUGUGCGCCGCACAGGUGAACAAGGUCUGGAACGAAGUUUCACAGACCAAGGAACUCUGGAGGCAUCUGUGUGUGAGUCGCUGGUCCUCCUGCAAAGCCUCCCGGAUGGUCCUGGGCACACAAACAUGGAAACAGUAUUAUCUCUGCCGGUCUGAGCUGGAGUUCCGAGUGGCAUCUGGGCGGCCUGGGAAGGACUUCAUCUGCAAAGCGAUUGCUGGGCACACAGGAUACAUAGAGCGACUGGCCUACAUUUCAACCAAUGAGUACCGGUUUGAUGGAGGAGAGAAGUCUGUGAUUUGCACUGUGUCCUCAGACUGUACUGUGCGUGCCUGGGAUUUGCAGGAGGGCACAGAGAUCUGGUCCAGCCCUCAGCAGCCUGUUCCUCUGAAAAAUUUGGUGACUUACCCUCAGCUGAAACUGGUUGUCACCAUAGACACCAAAGGAUUGAUCAAAAUGUGGAAAGCAGAAACUGGAUGGGAAUUGGCCUCCUUCUGCUUGCCAACCUCCUCUUCUGCAAUGGAGCCCUGUGACCAUCCAGAGGGCCUCUUCCUGCUGGCAGCCUGUGUUAAUGGGAUCCUUUACACCCUGAGCGUGCCGCAGCUGCAGGUGGUCUCCACGGUAGUCGUGUUUUCUAACACCUUCGGAAGUCUCCUCUGCUCACCUGACCAGCAGUGGGUGUUCGUGUCUGCACAGGACUCGGGUGUGCGCCCAAAGGUGUUCUACACUCAGUCCUUGCUGUGCCCAUCAGAAGAUGAGCCUCCUGUCUCCACUACCCUCCCUCUCUGGAUGUGUUCCCAAGCCUGCUGGGCACCUGAUGAAGCGGCUAGGCUGAUUGUGGUGCACAAAAAUGAAGAUGAUGACAUGCAGUUGGUUGUUACUACCUUUGAGUUAAGGAGCAAGAAGUCAUCCAAGCACAGAGUGGACAUCCUGGUACAACAGGUGGCCAGUUUCUUGCCGGACACCUUGAUGUCACCUCACCUCAUGCAGGGCUACGGCUCUCAGGUGAUCCUGCUGACUUCUGGGUUGGAGCUGAUGCUGUUCACCAUCCAUGGCCUGCAGCUGGUCGCCUUCCAGGACCACCAGAAGCCCAUCACGUCCAUGAGGGUGGUGAGUGCACACCCACCCUGCCCAUGGCAUACUCCGCCUCCUGGGGGCCACAUCCACACCUCACUUGACUUCAUUUCAAGGACCUCGACCGAGUCAUCACCUCCUCCAUGGACCUCUCCUUGUGUGUCUACGUGUGGAAUAAGGAAAAUAAAUUCCCAGUUCUCAAGAGCUGCUAUCACUUGCUUGGAGGAUCCCACAAAUGGGCCAGUGGGUUUACCCAUGUGGAAAGUGACAGCACAAAUAUUGUUGGCGUGGAAGCCAGAAGCAAUGGAACAAGCAUUCUGAGGUCAUAUUGCUUCAAAAUUCAGCAUGGCUAAAGAUCACCCCAGUUGGAGAUACUUUUACUUUGGUAGAGCUUGUAUACAUACAAAGACUAAAUUGACUGUGACCAGCAUUGGGAAAGGAAUGAAUAGUUCUCAGAUGGCCACUCUGUAACAGGCACACCGUGUUCUAUAACUUUGCUUAAACCCUCACAAGCCAGUGAAGUAGAGAUAUUGUUAUCUAUUCUUAAAACAAGGAAAAUAAAAUUUAAAAGAGUAAUUAGUCAUUAUUAGCCUACUUUUCAACUGCUAAGCAAUCUGCCCAAGAUUUUUCAGAUCGUAGGUAGCAGUCAAGUUGAAUAUAAGUCUGAGGAGACUAGAAAGCCCAUGCUUAAGGCAGUAAAAUUAUAACGUAAUUAUUUUCUGUUAUGGUUUAUGUUUAGAUGUCUCCCAAAAGCUUCAUGCUUUCAUAGAUGGGGCUUUUAACAGGUGAUUGAAUCACAGGGUUCUAUAUCUACAUGUGAUGUUAGGAAGGGGCCUGAUUGGAAGAAAGGUCGCUGGGGGCUUGAUCUGGCAAGGAUGUCUGCCUCCCAGGUUCCUUUGUUUGUUCACUGCUUCCGAGUUGCCAUGAGGUGAGUAGCUUUUCCUCCAUUGUCCCCUUCUGCCUUUUCAUUCUUCCCUGGGGCCAGCUGACCAUGGACUGUAACCUUGAGCCAAAAUGAACCUCUCCUUCUUUAAGUUGCAUGGGUCAGGUAUUUUGUCUGAAUGACAAAGUAAGUGAUUAAGACAUUUUUGUUAUUCAAACAUGCAAUUAAAUAAAGAUCAUAUUAUUUAGUUCUUGCUGUCCAAUAGAUAAAUUUUGUGCUGCCAUUUUGCAUGGCUCUGUAACUGCCAUCUUUUAUUUUAUAUUGUUGGUUCCCCCUGUAAUGAGUCACUAAGAAAGGCUGAAUCAGGAAACAUAUCACUCAAGAGUUCGUAAUUGCAAGCAAUAAGCGUUGACACUGACUAAAACUAAAAAGGGGAUUUAUUGGAAUGAAAGAUCGGCAUUACUUAAUACUCUUCUGGGCUUAGCAAGAAGUUGCAAGUCACAGUAAAGUUAUAGGUACAUGAAUCUGUAAUGGAGAAUAUUAUAUAAUCUAUUUGUAGAAAAUUGUGUUAAAUAUUUAUUUCAGUAAAAUUAAUAAUCAUGUUGAUAAUGACUACCCAUCUCCCCCAAUAGAAUCAACAGGUAAACAUUUAUUUACCCAUACACUACUGGAUGGUACUGUUUUGUAACACAAAGAACUAUAGGGUGAUUUAUGAUUAAAAACUUGAGAAGUCUUGCAGUAGUUCCAGUUGCUAAGGAGGCUGAGGCAGGAGCAUGACUUUUUUUUGGUACCAGGGACCGGAUUCAUGUCCUCACACUCGCCAGGCAGGCACUUAUGCUGCUGAGCUAAAUCCCCAGCCCAGGAGCAUGACUUUUUGAGCCCAUGAGUUAAAGACCAGCCUGGCAAUAUAAUGAUGUUAGAUCCGACAAGUAACUUAUGCAGUGCUUUGGAUCCUUAGAUUUUUUUAUUGUUUAACUUUUCUGAAUUUAGGUAUCUUCAUGAAUGAUUCUGACAGGACUUCUAGUAAGACUCAUCUGGCUUGGAAUGACUUCAUAAACUUUUUUUGGCAGCACUGGAGAUUGAACCCAUGGGUGCUCUACCCCUGGGUUACAUCCCUAAUUCCAUUCUUUCAUUUGCAGACAGAAUUCCACUAAGUUGCUCAGGCUGGCCUCAAAUAUACAGUCCUCCUGCAUUAGACUCUUUAGUAGCUGAAAUUACAGGCAGCUCAGCUGAGCCCAGCAAUAAUGAUAAACAUUGAUUAAGAAUUUUAGGAUGUAUUAUAGACAGAUUUAUGGCUUAAUAAUUUCAUUAAGUCAUUAAAGCAACUCUGAGAUGGGUACUGUUGUUUUCUCUGAUAGCACUGCUCUAAGGCCUGCUGUGAGCCUCCAGGGUAGAGCCAGCUCCCUGGAAUCCCAGAAAUGAUUAUUCUGAGAAACAGAAAAAUGAGAAGCAAAGUUUUCUAUUCUGAGAAAUAGAAAAAUGAGAACAAAGUUGACCUCCCACUCUAACUGUAACACCACUCCAAAAUUAUAGUCAAGAUUUAGCAUGUCAGGCUCUGCAGAAUAAUUGGCUUGAGGAGGUGUGUGUGGCUGGGACUUGGGGAAGCCUGAUGAGAAUCUGAGUGAGUGUGGGGCUAAGGAAUACUUACCUAACAAGCUCCUUAGAUUUGUUAGCAUUAUUCUGCGUAUUUUUGCAUUGCCUAGAAAUGAACACUUUUAACUAUUUUGGAAUAUGCUUUCUGUUUUACUUGUCGCUGGGACAAAAUACCCAGUACCACAACUUAAAGGAGGAGAAGUUUACUUUAGCUCAAAACAGUUUAUUAGGUUUCAGUCUAUGGUUGCCUGGCUGCAUGUCAGGGCAGCAUACAGAAGGGCAUUGCAGAGGAGAAACAGCCCAUGGCAGGGCAGGCAGGCUGCGGCAGCAGCAGCGAGCUGUCUUCUUUCUUUCCCUUUAUAUUCCAUCCAGGCUACAAACCUAUUGAUUGGUGCCACCCACACCCAAAGUGGGCCUUCCUACUAUCCAUACCCAGAACUGCUAGACCAGUCCAGUAAGAUAUGCCCUUGAUGCAUUCACCUCCCAAACGUCCCACCUAUGAGUGGGUGAGGCUUUGAGGAGACAUUUAGAUAGAAGCCAUAACACUUCCUCUUCUAACUAAUUUCCUAUUGUAUCAUUUCCUUCAGACUUACAUGUGGUUAAGUUUACAUCCUUAUCAACAUACAACUCCAAGAGAAAAAUUAUGUGGAGUAUAGAGUUCCCCUCUACCCCACAGUCAGUGUCUGUAUUCAACCUGUUAUUCUAAUGUGUAUGGCUGUUUGGGUGGUGCCAGCUUGAUUGAUUUGGUUUGGGAGGCCCAGGAGAUUGGCAGAGCACAUUUUCAGGUGUGUCUGGUGGGUCGUGGAGAUGUGGUCUGGUCUGUCUGGGGUCUCACUCCUUCCUCUGGGGUGCAUCGUUCCCCUGCUCUGCCUAGCUGCUGCCAGGCCCUAGCUCUGCCGAGCUCUCCUGCCCUUGUGUUUCUGCCUUGGAGACAACUGGCCACAGACACAUUACCUUAAAUCAGGAGCUGAAUUAAAUCUUUUUUAAAGUUAUGGACGUCAGAUAUUGUGUUUCAGCAUUGCUAAAGAAUACUUCCUCCACCAUCUGCCUUUUUUGGUAGUAGUUCAACUGUUUAAUCAUAGAUACGACAUUACUCUUAAGUAUAAGGUGAAUAAAGGGAGUUUAGAAUUCCUUAGGCUUUUCUUAACUGUGACAUUUUUUUCACAACUUCCUUGUUUUUUCUGACCUUGAAAGUUUUGAGUAGGGCUUUUGUAGCAUGUCCCUUAAUGUUUAAUUUUUCUGGGGUUUUCUUUCCUGGUUAGGUAGAGACUGUAAGAUGUGGGAAAGAAGACACACAUCCCUGGUACAGACCAUUCAGGUGACUCCUCUUCACCACCUGGCUGAGGUCCCCUUUCUUAGGUUUCUCUCCUGCAGUGAUGGCGAACCUGUUAGAGCUGUCAGUAGAAACACAUAGCCUGCUGCAGCACGCGUGCCAUAGGUUCGCCACCACUGCUACUGCCCUUCCCUUGUUCUCCCUUCCUUCCUCCCUCCUUUUCUUUUCCCUUCCCCUUUCACUUUCUCUUUCUCUUUUUUCCCUCUCUCUUUCACUUUCUGUGUUUCUCCAUCUCUCUUUGUCUCUUCCCUGACUCUUUUUUUCCUUUUUGUUGCUGGGAAUACAACUCAAGGCCCUGCACAUGCCAGCACGCCUGCAAGCUACAUUGUCAUCCUAAUAUAUUUUUCACUCCUUUCUGUACUGUACACUUGAAACUAAUAUGGUGUGUUGAGGCAUACUUCAGAAAUAGUGUGAUGUGUUCUGCCUUCUGAGUGUGAAAUCUGCAUGAAUUGUCUGGAAUUCUCCUGCACAGGAUGCUUUCUACUGUUAUCCAUAUAUUCUUUUAUUAAACCAUUUAUUUAUAUUGGUAUGAA
Cavia porcellus (domestic guinea pig) is the source of this 5521-nucleotide messenger RNA. RefSeq names its product F-box and WD repeat domain containing 12 (gene Fbxw12). Gene Ontology annotation, cellular component: cytoplasm. Gene Ontology annotation, molecular function: protein binding. The transcript has 9 exons. The coding region runs from base 43 to 1500 and encodes 485 amino acids. The record is from RefSeq and is a predicted model, not a curated record. Lineage: Eukaryota; Metazoa; Chordata; Mammalia; Rodentia; Caviidae.